Molecule: messenger RNA, 1949 nt
Organism: Saccostrea echinata
Lineage: Eukaryota; Metazoa; Mollusca; Bivalvia; Ostreida; Ostreidae
Product: stimulated by retinoic acid gene 6 protein-like
Exons: 17
Coding region: 1-1947 (648 amino acids)
Biological process (GO): vitamin A import into cell
Cellular component (GO): plasma membrane
Molecular function (GO): signaling receptor activity; retinol transmembrane transporter activity
Source: RefSeq, a predicted model, not a curated record
AUGACGGGAGGAAAAGGGGGUAAAAUUCCUGUGACUCAGAAAAAGAAUCAAGAAUCCGUCUUUCUCGAGGUAACAGAUGUCAGCAAUACUACAAACUCUUCCACAGACUUAACGUGUUCUUAUGUUGAGCAAUUACUCUAUGGAUAUAACGCCCUCGUAGGAUUAGGGAUUUUUACAAUAUUAGUUUUAAUAUUUUUGGAAAAAAGGAAUUACAAGAAGGAUGUUUUCUGUGGAAGACCCGGACUUCCAGUACCAAUCAAUAUUUUGGACGGGAAUAAAAAUGUGUUGCCUACAGCAGCCUGUUUUGGAUGUUGUAUAAAUUACUUAUUUUAUAUUCUAUUCUUGAGAGACGAUUCUACUAGUGUUGAUCCGUGGCUAGCAACCUUUUACCUGUUGAAGAAUGUGAUUUUUAUGGGAAUAUCCUAUUAUCCAUUGUUUUCCUGUGUGAAUUCUCCGUCCAAAUUCGGUCCCCCAAUCAUUGGACUUCUCUACACAAUAUUCCUGUUUUUGAUAUCCUUAACAGAGUAUAAUUAUUGUGUUAAUGAUCUCAUUGAACUUUGCGGAUAUAUACCGUUCUUUAUUUGUGAGGGAUAUCUUUUGUGUGUAUUUGCAUUUCGACUAGUUUAUCAAAUUUACAAAUGUGCCACUGGGAAAGCCAGGCGGAAAUCAAAGGUUGUUGCCAAAUCAUCACAGUACACACAUGUUCGUGAGCUUUUGGAUAAACAUCAAGAAGCAGAAAGUGUGCCACUAGGAUAUAUGUUGAAGAGUAGGACACUUCAGAUAGUUGAGGAAGCAAAACUAUGUUGCCUGAACCGAAGCAUUCAACUGUGUACAAUGCGGACAGUGGCAGUUAAUUUUAUUGUUCUGUUAAGCUUUUAUCAGCUUUUUAUAGUGUUUGUGGAUGUUUCAAAUGCUGUCAGGAAGCUUAACAGAGGCUUGAUUUUGCAACUAAGGGCAUGGAAUGUAUCAGCUGAUAAUUUUGAGAUUUAUCUUGACUCGGUCAGUUGGAGCUUCAUAGUAGCGCAGGUGCUGUCUGCUUUAUACGUGAUAUCGACGAUGAUAAUGAUGUAUUACUCACAGAGACAACAUCUCCUCAGUGUUUGGAGAGGAGACAGAUCCUUUAUACCAAAGAAAUGCUUAGAAAUGGACAGCCGGGACAUGGUGACAAAGUCACUGAUAUAUGCCGGAACUCAAGUUUCUCACCUUCUUGGGGGUUACCUAAUUUCUGUUCUGGUGGUGUUUGUAUUAUGCAUGAUCCUUGCGUUUUUCGUCAUUCUUCCUCUCCUUGGAAAGGUUCCAGAGGCAUUUCUUCAACCAGUGAAAUUCUUAAUACCCUCAGUAGUAGUUACUUUCAUCUUUGUUUAUGCGUUAAAAAAGCUGUCAGAGAAGAUAUUUUUACAAAAAUACUGGAUAUCAUCAAAAAAUGGUGUUGGAGUUGAAAGGACAUUAGCUUUAGAUAAUAGGAAAGUUUACCACAACUUUUCCUUCUUUUUGUUUUUCUUCUACAUACUAAUCGGACUUUUUAAAUGUCUCCGUCGGGUAAUGUACUCACUCGUGAUUGGUCUGGUAUUUGUCCCGAGACUUGACAGAAGUGUCUUAGUGUCUGGAUUUGAACAUUACGAUAAUGGAUACAUGAUAUAUAUAGGUCUUUUACACGUGGAAUUGGUCCAUUGCCAUCCUGUACUGCGUGUAUUCUGUGAGGAAUUGUUGAAAAGUCUCAAGGAGCAUGAUGAUAAAACAGAUUUAAGUCUACAUUCACCGAAUUCAAGUAAAACAGAGUUAGCGAGAAAGAGCUAUAGUUCUGUCAGGAGUAUCAGUGCCAGGGCCUAUAAUAACCAGAUUUACAAUAAAUGGAUGAAAAUGCUAACACUUAGUAACAAUUCAUCCUUGUGUAAAACGUCAAAAACAAACAAAAAAUUCGAACAACCAAGAUUAAAUCUAUCAUGAAU